AUGGACGAUGCCAAGUGUCUCCACGCAUUGAUGACCUUUGACCCCAAGGAGGUCAAAAAGCCCACCGAUAACCAGACGGCCAACAUUUCUCAUAAUCCCGCAACCCCUGUCAACCAUGGAGCUGGCACCAAGAUGCCCAACACUGAGCAUACUCCUCGCAACAAGGGAGCUCAAAUGUCCAACUCUGCUGAGGUUCUUGAUCAUAGUGUCUGUCCCAUGGCUAAUACUCUGACCCUUGACUCUACUCAGGGUUUUUAG
Messenger RNA from Penicillium malachiteum, 258 nucleotides. RefSeq lists its product as uncharacterized. The transcript has a single exon. NCBI's taxonomy places the organism in Eukaryota, Fungi, Ascomycota, Eurotiomycetes, Eurotiales, Aspergillaceae. The record is from RefSeq and is a predicted model, not a curated record. The coding region runs from base 1 to 258 and encodes 85 amino acids.